This is a messenger RNA of Syzygium oleosum, 1086 nucleotides long. RefSeq lists its product as uncharacterized. Bases 1 to 1086 code for a protein of 361 amino acids. The transcript has 3 exons. The record is from RefSeq and is a predicted model, not a curated record. NCBI's taxonomy places the organism in Eukaryota, Viridiplantae, Streptophyta, Magnoliopsida, Myrtales, Myrtaceae. Gene Ontology annotation, molecular function: nucleic acid binding; zinc ion binding.
AUGAGUUUCAAGUCGGAGCCGCUUAUCUCUUUUCGUAAGAAUAAUAAGGGAAAGAGAGCCAUUACCUUCGACUCGAGAGAUGUGCCUCGAGGUCCGAGAGUAAGGUCUCCGACAAGAAGAGGCUACACCUUUGCCCAGUUUAGAAAGUCAAAGCCGCCCACUUAUGAUGGGAAAACUGAUCCUCUUGCAGCUGAGCGAUGGAUUAGGAAGAUAGAGGGAAUAUUCAGAGUUAAAGAAGUUCCGAAUGAUAAGAAGGUGGACUUUGCCACCCAAUAUUUGGAAGGUGAAGCUGAGUAUUGGUGGGAAGGAAAGAGGUCCACUCUUGGAGAUGAAGAUGCUACUAUUUCUUGGAAGUACUUCAAAGAAGCGUUCAACGCCCAGUUCUUUCCAAAAUCCUUCCAAGCAAAGAUGAAGGGCGAUUUUCUGCAUAUAUCGCAAGGUGAUUCUUCUGUUUUAGACUAUGCGGGUCGCUUCAAUCAGAUGAGCAGGUUUGCGGAGCAUUUUAUGGCAAAUGAGAAGGAGAAAGCUGAACAUUUUUUUAGAGGACUUCGACCUGAGAUUCGUUUUACACUCGCAUCUCUUUUACUCACCACUUAUGAGGAUGUCCUGGAGCGAGCAAUUAAGAUUGAACAAGAGAUCAUGGAGAGUGGCACCCAGGGUAUUCCUCAGCCCAAGAGGCCGAAGUUCACUAAUUUCCAAGAGAUCCGUAUUCGUGACAGCAACAAACAAAGAAGCACUAGUAGGUUUGAAAGGGGGAAGAGUCAAACUGUUCAGGGUGCUUGCAUUACUUAUGGGAAAUAUCAUAGUGGCCAAUGCUAUUGGAAGCGGGGAACUUGUUUUCUAUGUGGGAAGAUGGGACACAUGCGGCAGAAUUGUCCAAUGCAGAGAGAUACUCCAGCAGGUAGUAGAUUAUGCUUCGUAUGUGGACAACCUGGUCAUAUAGCUCGCUUUUGUUCCAUGAGGAAGGAUGUUCCCUCAGUGGGUAGGCCCCAGGAGAAUCAGCCAAAACAAAGGGCGACAGGGAAGGUUUAUGCGAUGACGGAAGAGGAUGCGGCAACGUCUAACACAGUAGUUGCCGAAACUUGA